Molecule: messenger RNA, 1770 nt
Organism: Silurus meridionalis
Lineage: Eukaryota; Metazoa; Chordata; Actinopteri; Siluriformes; Siluridae
Exons: 6
Coding region: 132-1262 (376 amino acids)
Cellular component (GO): cytoplasm
Molecular function (GO): NAD+ poly-ADP-ribosyltransferase activity
Source: RefSeq, a predicted model, not a curated record
AAAGCUUAACCCUAGAUAUAAAGAGCUAUGCAAAGUUAGAAAAACGAAAGAGAGCUGCAGGUUGUUCCAGGAAGGGUUUUUUACUACAGAUUCAAAUCAGGAACGUGGCCGAAGUACUGAAAACUCAUUAAAUGAUGGAGGAUGAGCUGGAUAAUGACUUCCCUCUUGACUAUUCUGGUGGCCUAGAAGAAUAUCAUAAUGAGACGGAUGAUGAAAUUGUAGGAGUAGAGGUGUCCACUGACUGCCAUCUCCAAGGUCAACGCUAUCCCGGACACAGGUUCUUUGUUAUGUAUCAUGGCACUACAUGGGAAAAUGCUUCAAAGAUCCAACGCGGAGGCUUUGUCCCUUCUUUAGAUGGCAUGCUGGGCCGUGGGGUGUAUUUAAGCCGUGAUUUUAACAAAGCUGCUAAAUAUCCAUUUCAUAACCGAAACCAGGCUCUGGCAGUCAUCCAGGUGAAUGUGCGAGUGGGUAAAGUGAAGAUGAUCGAUUAUCAAGGCCAUCCCCUGCAGAAGACGUGGCAUCAGCAUGGCUAUGACACAGCCUGGGUGCCGCCAAACUGCGGAAUGGUGGCUUCCGGGUUAGAGGAGGACUGCGUUUACGAUCCGUCGCGAAUCCAAGUCUUGCAGAUCCUUCCAAAUACAGCUAUAGAUUGUUCCAGGAAAGAUUUUACCUGUGGUAAAGGUAAAAAGUUUGAUUUUAUUAGGAACAUGGCUGAAAGCUCGAAAACUCAUGAGAAGACAGAGGAUGAACUGGAUGAUGACUUCCAGCUUGGCUAUUCGGGUGGCCUAGAAGAAUGUCCUAACGAGGAUGAUGACGACGAUCUUAUAAGCGAAGGAGCAGAGGUGUCCGCUGACUGCCAUGGUCACCGUCAACACCGGUCACACCAUCACAAACACAGGUCCUAUGUUAUGUAUCAUGGCACUACAUGGGAAAAUGCUGUAAAGAUCCAACGCGGAGGCUUCAUCCCUUCUUUAAGUGGCAUGCUGGGCCGUGGGGUGUAUUUGAGCCGUGAUUUUAACAAAGCGGCUAAAUAUCCGUUGAAACAACGAAACCAGGCUCUGGCGGUCAUCCAGGUGAAAGUGCGAGUUGGUAAAGUGAAAAGGAUCGAUUAUCGAGGCCAUCCCUUGCAGAAGACGUGGCAUCAGCAUGGUUAUAACACAGCCUGGGUACCGCCGAACUGCGGAAUGGUGGCUUCCGGGUUAGAGGAGGACUGCGUGUACAAUCCGUCACGAAUCAAAGUCCUGCAGAUCCUUCCAAAUUAGCGACAAUGAUCCCCCUGAUGUAUUAUCUUUGAGUGCAUAGAUGUAGCUUGUACGAGACGUUGUUGUACGGAUAUGUUCUUGUACCAUGAGAUGUAUCAGUAAAUGUUAAAUAUAGCAUUUGGUUGUUUAUUGUCAUUUUAUUAAGAUUGGAAGCUACUGUGCAAAACUGACUGUUCUUGACUUCCCAUGUGACCUCAAAGGGCCCUUUUCACUUUCUGAGAGAUAUACAGUAUAAUGUAGGUCAGGGUUGGGCAGCUGGUGGCCAUGAACAUGUCAGUCUGAUCACUGAAAAAUAAAAAAAAGUCUGCUUUUACAUUAGUUUGUUUAUUCUCCAACCAGCAGAGGGUGCAAGUAUAUGUCAAUCACCAUAGUAAUUAAAACAUUGUAGAAUAUCGCACUAUGGAGAACGUUCACCAAGAUGAGUAAAUAGAAAAGAGAAAUUGACAGAGAAAAACAUGUUUUUCAGGCAAUAACAAUUGUGCAUUAGCAGAAGAAGCCACAGGUUUUU